UUUGUAAUGUUUCCGUGUUAAAAUAUUAUUUCUUUGUAAAAGAAAAUCACAUACCAUAAUUGGUAAAAUAUUUAUAAUUAAAAUAAAUAUAUUACCCGUCUAGAUAUGGAUCCAUCGGAUGCUGAUAUCCUUCCGUUUCGUCGCGGCCAUUAGACUAAACAAACCUCUCAAUUUUUCUCAGAGCGACAAAUCUCUCCAGUAACUCUGAUCCGAUCAACAAUCUCAUCAUUGUCGUUAUCAGAUCAAUCAAAUUCUCAAUCGAUCGCAUUUGAUUAAACUUUUUCUUCUCCGAAUCUGGGUCAAACCCCACCGACGAGAUUCCGAUGUGGGUUCUUCUGAUUUGAUAAUCUGAUUGCAAAGUUCGAAACUUUCCGAGAUGGGUUUCUUCGAAUCGGUGAAAUCGAUCAACUGGGAACACGAAUCGUUCCCUACUUACCAGGAUUUUGUCUGUUUGCCUCUCUUCGCAGUGUUCUUCCCUUCGAUACGGUUCCUUCUCGACAGAUUCGUCUUCGAGAAAGUGGGAAGGUUCUUGAUUUAUGGAAGGCAGAGUCCGAAAAAGAAUGACAAGAAGACGAAAAUCAGAAAAUUCAAAGAAUCGGCUUGGAAGUGUAUCUACUACCUCUCAGCUGAGGUGCUUGCCUUGUCUGUGACAUACAACGAGCCUUGGUUUACAGACACUCUCUACUUCUGGAUUGGUCCUGGAGAUCAGAUUUGGCCUAAUCAACAGAUGAAGAUAAAGUUGAAGUUUUUAUAUAUGUAUACAGCAGGGUUCUACACAUACUCUAUCUUCGCGUUGAUCUUUUGGGAGACAAGACGUUCUGACUUUGGUGUUUCAAUGGGUCAUCAUAUCACUACUGUUAUCCUCAUCGUCCUCUCCUACAUCUGCAGAUUCUCUCGUGCUGGUUCUGUUGUUCUUGCACUCCAUGACGCGAGUGAUGUGUUCCUUGAAGUUGGGAAGAUGUCCAAGUACAGUGGAUUUGAGGGUAUAGCAGCCUUUUCGUUUGUUCUUUUUGCUUUGUCUUGGGUCCUUCUACGUCUCAUUUACUAUCCUUUGUGGAUCCUUUGGAGCACGAGCUAUCAGAUUAUUAUGACUGUGGACAAGGAAAAGCAUCCAAUCGAAGGACCGAUCUACUACUACAUGUUCAACACUCUCUUGUUUUGUUUGCUUGUCCUUCACAUAUUCUGGUGGGUUUUGAUUUACCGGAUGCUUGUGAAACAAGUACAGGAUCGAGGCAAGCUUAGUGAAGAUGUCAGAUCCGAUUCUGAAAGCGAUGAUGAACAUGAAGAUUGAUUGCAACUUUGGGACUCUAUUUUUUAUAAACAGAGGACUUUCAAGCUUCAUUUCAUAAUCUUUCUGGUUGUUUGCUAAAAUUUAAAAGUGGGGAGGAACUUAACCAGAGCAAACCGGUUUUUAAAUUGAUCAGAUAACUUUGGGAAUUUUGCAUUGGUUUUCUCAAGAUUUUGUUUAGACAUUGUUUCACUUGUUUUUUCUUCUCUAGUGUUAUUUUAUGGACAUCUUUUGUUGUUUUGGAAUAACACAAAUUCUUGUAUCACCGAAUGUCGUAACAUUUUGACUAGGUAAGUGAAUAAUUCUCAGAGUUUUAUA
Molecule: messenger RNA, 1606 nt
Organism: Brassica napus (rape)
Lineage: Eukaryota; Viridiplantae; Streptophyta; Magnoliopsida; Brassicales; Brassicaceae
Product: ceramide synthase LOH1-like
Exons: 6
Coding region: 377-1291 (304 amino acids)
Biological process (GO): ceramide biosynthetic process
Cellular component (GO): endoplasmic reticulum; membrane
Molecular function (GO): sphingosine N-acyltransferase activity
Source: RefSeq, a predicted model, not a curated record